ACUUAAGCUUCUGUGUGUAGUCUGCAGACCGAAGAAUGAGAUUAUUAGCUAUAUUGACCGUCGGAGAAGAGCCGAAAUCAAUCGUCACCCCAGUUCAAAGACUUGGCAGAUCUUUAUGGAGGGCUUGAACCGAGAGGUGUUGGAAGUAUCCGUUAACCUCCCUUAUCAGCCCUGUCCAGUACUAUGCUAUUUAGAAAUCAAACAGGUUUCUCGAAUGCCAACACUUACGACACUGUGCAAACGGGCUUGUGGGAAACUCUUUAUUUGAAUCCGAAUGAGGGAAAAUAACACUGAUCAAUGCGGUCGACCUCGUCUGCCGGCAAUUGCGUACACAGAGUGAUUAUCGCCGAGUGACACUUAAGUGUAUCAGAAAAGGCGGGAAAUGACUUUGUGCCAACGAUUGACUCGAAUAUUGUGAGAAAAGGGAUGGACUGACCUUGCAGUGAUUUCUUUGCACAGUUUAAAAGGAGCAACACGUCACAGAUCACGUGUGAACGAUGAACAAAUCCGCAAUGUUUAAUUGGAGUGAUAACAGGUCUCUGAGAACUUACUUAUUCAAGGACACGAGCUGUUACAAAUUAUACAAUGUGCAAAACUUCAGAUAACCCGAUUCGCACGGAUCUAGGGAGUAACUAGUGAACCAAACUCAGAGUAUGUAGAUUGUCAUCAAUUCCAGUAGACAGUGGUCGCAGAGUCAACUACAAUGGAAGGUGUAAAGGCAGCAAUCGAAGCGAAGAAAGCCGAAUGGCAGAAACAUUUUGAACAGAGCGACUUCAAAUCAGUCAGCGAAAUUUAUUCGGUCGACUGCAAGCUAUUGCCGCACGGGAAACCAACAGUCCACGGCCGGGAAGAUAUCCCCGAAGGACUGAGUGAACUUCGACAGAAAGGCAGUACGUCACUCAGUUGGGUAACCAAUGAGAUUGGGCCUAUGACCGGAAAUGCUGACGUCGUUUUUGAACUGGCCGACUACAAGUUUCUGAAGUCGGACGGGAGCUCUGUGACCGAAGGAAAACAUGUCGCGAUCUGGAAAAAGACAUCCGACGGCUACAAGAUGUACAUCGAUAUCUUCAACGAAAAUAACUAAGUCACAUGAAACAC
Messenger RNA from Acanthaster planci (crown-of-thorns starfish), 1098 nucleotides. RefSeq lists its product as uncharacterized. The record is from RefSeq and is a predicted model, not a curated record. Lineage: Eukaryota; Metazoa; Echinodermata; Asteroidea; Valvatida; Acanthasteridae.